UGUAUUCGACAUUGACAUUAUUGUCACUUUUGGCUGUAAUUGUCAAAUAAUCUUCAAAUUUCGAAAAUUAACAAUGAAAAUUCCCAAUAAUUUUAGAAUAAACUGAUGUUCUUUCUUCUCGUUUCUAUGUAAAACAAGCAUAGGCUAUCAUAAUUCACCAUGGGAAUAGUGCAUGCAAAGGCCCCACAUCCUCCAAAAUAUCCCUUAGAUGAUCCCCCUUUGAUGUCGUUUGCCCCGAAUCCUGACGAUCUACCGAAGUAUAACUCCGAACAAGGCGAACCGGACCCAAAUGCUAAAGAUAUUAUAAUAGAAGGGGUUUCAGCUAGAGUAGAUAAAAUACAUAUUGAUGGUCUAGAACGAACCAAAGACGAUUACGUACAAGACUGUUUUGAUGACCUAUUCUCUGCAACAACGUUUCAGGAUGUGCUCAUUGGGGCUCACCGAGCUCGUUUAAAACUGGAAGAACUUGGUUGUUUUAAAAAUAUAGCUGUAUUUGUUGAUACAAGUAAAGGAGUAGGAAGUACACCUGAAGGUUUGGAUGUAACUUUUAAUGUUAAAGAAUAUAGAAGAUUAACAGGAGGUGUAAGUACCCAUAUAGGAGACAAUGAAGGCUCUUUAUUAGUAGGUAUGAAAGCUCCUAAUAUUUAUGGUAGAGGAGAAAAAGUUCAAGUGGAAUAUAGUCAUGGUUCAAAAAAAAAUACUCAAUUUAGUUUGGCUUUUAUAAAACCACUUAAAGGGAAAUUUCAUCCUAUAAUCACUGCCAGUGUUUUCCAAAAUCAUUCCGAAUUUGAUGCCUCAGGAUUCCGAGAAAGGGGUAGAGGAAUUUUAUUAGAUUUGGGUUUUCAUUCUUUUCCUUUAGUAAAACAUAAUAUUCAGUGGGAGGGUAUUAUAAGAGAGUUAGGUGUGGCUGGAAAAUCUACAUCAUUCGAGGUUAGAGAACAGUCUGGAGCAACUUUGAAAUCAGCUUUAAGGCAUAUUGUUUCUACAGAUAUGAGGGAUGAUAAUAUUUUUCCUACUGGUGGGACUUUAAUUCAAAACACUACAGAAAUAGCUGGUUUGGGUGGUGAUGUUGGAUUCUGGAAAAAUGAUGUGUUUCUUCAAUCCAAUAUUUCCCUGUAUGAGGAUAUUGUUCUGCAAAGUUGCUUUGGUUUUGGACUUAUGAGGGGUAUAGGCAAUGACAUGAAGAUAGGCCUUUCUGAUAUGUUCUACCUUGGUGGCCCAUUAUCCUUUAGAGGAUUUCAAACCAGAGGAGCUGGCCCCCAUUCUGAUGGAGAUGCCACUGGAGCCCUUGGAUAUUGGGCUGCUGGUCUCCACCUUUUCACCCCAUUACCUUUCCGACCAGGAAGCGGUGGGCUUGGUGAAUUGUUUAGAACACAUUUCUUUGUCAAUACAGGAAACAUAGGAGAAUUUCAACCUGCAGAAGGAGAACCAAUCACUACAGUUUUAGGAAAUAACCUACGACUAUCUUAUGGUAUUGGUCUUGCCCUUCGACUAGGAAACAUGGCGAGAAUAGAAUUGAACUACUGUGUUCCACAGAUAUUCGACGAGAAUGACCUUACACAACCAGGGAUACAGUUUGGUAUUGGAGUUAGAUUUUUGUGAACAUCUGAUCAAUCAGUCUAGUAUUAACAAUUUGCACUAUUUGUACAAAGUGGCAAAUGUGGGUAUAACUUUUACCUUUUUGAAAUUUAUGUAUUGUAGAAGUUAUUAAUAAAGUUGUUAACUUUA
This is a messenger RNA of Harmonia axyridis, 1728 nucleotides long. Its product is annotated as sorting and assembly machinery component 50 homolog B. The transcript is spliced from 8 exons. NCBI's taxonomy places the organism in Eukaryota, Metazoa, Arthropoda, Insecta, Coleoptera, Coccinellidae. The coding region runs from base 160 to 1602 and encodes 480 amino acids. Gene Ontology annotation, cellular component: outer membrane; SAM complex. Gene Ontology annotation, biological process: mitochondrial respiratory chain complex assembly; protein insertion into mitochondrial outer membrane. The record is from RefSeq and is a predicted model, not a curated record.